Messenger RNA from Chanos chanos (milkfish), 713 nucleotides. It is a transcript of the gene anapc11, whose product is annotated as APC11 anaphase promoting complex subunit 11 homolog (yeast). Gene Ontology annotation, biological process: anaphase-promoting complex-dependent catabolic process. NCBI's taxonomy places the organism in Eukaryota, Metazoa, Chordata, Actinopteri, Gonorynchiformes, Chanidae. The coding region runs from base 61 to 327 and encodes 88 amino acids. Gene Ontology annotation, cellular component: anaphase-promoting complex. Gene Ontology annotation, molecular function: zinc ion binding; ubiquitin protein ligase activity; cullin family protein binding. The record is from RefSeq and is a predicted model, not a curated record. The transcript has 4 exons.
GAAGAAAACUGUAGAAACAUGAUAGAGUUGGAGGGAAAAAUAUUUUACUAAAACACAGACAUGAAGGUGAAAAUAAAGCAGUGGAACGGUGUGGCGUCCUGGUUGUGGGUGGCCAAUGAUGAAAACUGUGGAAUCUGCAGAGCUCCUUUCAAUGGCUGCUGCCCAGAUUGUAAAGUCCCUGGGGAUGACUGUCCAUUAGUGUGGGGCCAGUGUUCUCACUGUUUCCACAUGCACUGCAUCCUUAAAUGGCUCAACUCCCAGCAAGUCCAGCAGCAGUGCCCCAUGUGCAGACAGGAGUGGAAAUUCAAAGAGGGAGAGACUGGGUGAGAUGCUGAAAUGAACCAUGAUGUUGCUACGAUGGAACACUGACACGAAGAUUUGAACCUGCCCUAUCAGUACACAGAGAUGUUAUGACAUUUUGUUUUUAAUUUGAAACAUGUUUACCGCUGUUCCAGUGAAGUCUUUUUAUAUAUAUAUAUAUAUAUAUUUGCACUUUUCUUACUGUGCCAGUUUUUGCUACAUGACACAAGGGGACAUACAUAAGUAAGUCCUUAACCUUAACGACUUACUUAUGAACUGUUUAAGGUAUUAUGAUGCCCUGUAAGGUCAGGUCGUUGCUUGUGAUUUUUGUAGAACUAUUUUUGUCUGUUGGAAACAUAAGCAAAACAAUGUGUCAGUAUGAAUUAUGCAAAUAAAACCUGUAGAUAUACUAA